AAUAUGUGUGUUUUUUUUUGUGUGUCUGUAUUCAUCUAUGUACUAGUUUCCAAAAGCAUCAGGAAUACCCUCCAAAUAAAUUAAAGAAUAACGGAGAUUAUUACAAAAAUGCAGUUUUCUACAAAAUCGAUUUUGGUUUUUGGUGCAAGUACUCAAUAAACAAGUUAACCGUCAGAUAUGUCGGAAAGCCCCAAGACCUGAUCAAGAAUAUGUGUGUACGAGUACAAGAUACUGCAAAGCUUUUAAACACAGUCUUAAAACCCGUAAUUAUCUUGAUAUAUGUGAGUUCAUUGGCUUACAACCGAUAGUUUGUUGUCCAGUGACGAAUUAUGAAGAGUUAAUUGAAAUACCAGGAACUAAAAAUGAAAGUCCAAUAUCGGCCGAUGAAAAAUGUUAUCAAUAUAAUAGAAUAAAUACAAAUUCAAAAUUAAAGGAAGAAGGUGUAUUUUAUCCUGCUGCAGUAGGAGGUACAAAUGCUGAAAAACAAGAGUUUCCACACAUGGUAAUAUUGAAUCAUCAACAUACUCAAGUCUCAAAGUCAAGAUGGGUUAUGGUGCCUCCACGACAAGUGGAGAUGAUUGGAGAUGCGGUGGUUCGCUGAUAAGCGAAAGAUGGAUAUUGACUGCAGCGCACUGUCAAGAAAGUUCUGGGAAUAAAGCUCGUUGGGCUCGCCUUGGAGUUUUAGAAAGGUUCUUUAAUGAAGACAAUGUAGUUCAGCCCAAUGACUAUCGAAUAGUGCAGCAUGUAAUACAUCCUGAGUAUAGACCACCUUCGCUAUACAACGACAUAGCUCUAUUCCGUUUGGAAAGGGACGUCGUAAUUUCCGAAGAUGUGCGACCGAUUUGUCUUAACACGGAUACGGAUCUAUCUUCAACACCGUUAAAACAAAUAGCUACUGAUUGGGGGCGAAUUUCAACGGCCGGGCCAGUUAGUGACAAUUUGUUGAAAGUAGAAUUGGAUAUUUUCCCCACAUAUCAGUGCAAUGAAAGUUAUAUUUCAAAUACUCGUCAAUUACAAUUCGGCAUAUUACCAGACAGGAUGAUAUGUGCGGGCUCGUUUGAUGGUGAAAAAGACACUUGCACGGGCGAUUCGGGAGGUCCACUUCAAGUAAGACAUGCCGAGUACCCCGACAUGUAUAUACAAUACGGGAUUACUUCGUUUGGGAAAUUUUGUGCUGACAAAGAUACCCCCGGAAUUUAUACUAGAGUAGCCAAAUACAUUUCAUGGAUCGAAGAAAUAGCAUUUUCAAAAUAAAUGAAGAUAAUAAAAUUAAUUUAUACUAUUUAAACUACAUAAAAACGUCUUUAAAAAA
Messenger RNA from Acyrthosiphon pisum (pea aphid), 1312 nucleotides. RefSeq names its product serine protease-like. NCBI's taxonomy places the organism in Eukaryota, Metazoa, Arthropoda, Insecta, Hemiptera, Aphididae. The transcript is spliced from 7 exons. The record is from RefSeq and is marked provisional. The coding region runs from base 544 to 1254 and encodes 236 amino acids. Gene Ontology annotation, biological process: proteolysis. Gene Ontology annotation, molecular function: serine-type endopeptidase activity.